ACAAUCAUUAUCAUUUCUUUGUUUUAAGAGUGAAUAUAUAUAUAUAUAAUUUCCAUCAACUCCGCGAAAAGAUGAGUUCCAGCCAUUCAGCAACUUCCACCACUAGAAGGCUAGAAGGCAAGGUAGCAUUGAUAACCGGUGGCGCAAGUGGAAUUGGGGAGAGCACCGCCAGGCUAUUUGUCCAACAUGGAGCCAAGGUACUGAUUGCAGAUGUCCAAGAUGAGCUUGGACAUGCCCUCUGCCAAGAAUUUAGCUCCCAAGAAACUUUCUCUUAUGUCCAUUGCGAUGUAACUAAUGAAUCAGAUGUCAAAAACGCUGUGGAUACAGCUGUCUCCAAGUAUGGAAAGCUCGAUAUCAUGUUCAACAAUGCUGGAAUUGGAGGCAAAGCAGAAUCGGGAAUAUUGACUUCCACUAAUGAAAAUUUUAAGAGGGUAUUUGAUGUGAAUGUGUUCGGUUACUUCUUGGGUGCCAAGCAUGCUGCCAGAGUGAUGAUCCCAGCCAAGAAAGGGUGCAUACUCUUCACAUCUAGUGGGGCUUCAGUUUGUUAUAUGGAUACUGCAUCCAAUGCAUAUACAGCAUCAAAAAAUGCAGUAGUGGGGCUUGCCAAGAACUUAUGCGUGGAGUUGGGGCAAUAUGGGAUAAGGGUCAACAGUAUUUCACCAUUUGGUGUUGCAACCCCAUUGUUUACAAAAAGUCUGAAGUUGGGGAAGAAGGAGGCUGAAGAGUUAAUUUCGUCCACUGGGAAUUUGAAAGGGGUGGUUUUAGAACCAGAAGAUAUAGCAGAGGCAGCCUUGUAUCUAGCAAGUGACGAGUCCAAGUAUGUGAGUGGGAUCAACUUGGUGGUUGAUGGUGGCUACAGUCUUACCAAUCCCACCCUUCCGAAUGCACUCAAAAGUCUAUUUUCUUAAGAUGGCGUCUUAACCACGCAAUUUCGAUAAAGGGAUUUUUUUUUU
Hevea brasiliensis (rubber tree) is the source of this 953-nucleotide messenger RNA. RefSeq names its product short chain aldehyde dehydrogenase 1-like. The coding region runs from base 72 to 908 and encodes 278 amino acids. The record is from RefSeq and is a predicted model, not a curated record. Gene Ontology annotation, molecular function: oxidoreductase activity, acting on the CH-OH group of donors, NAD or NADP as acceptor. NCBI's taxonomy places the organism in Eukaryota, Viridiplantae, Streptophyta, Magnoliopsida, Malpighiales, Euphorbiaceae. The transcript is spliced from 2 exons.